AUGCCUAAAGGCAGAUUAUCUGCCACCAAUUUGGCGACUUACUAUCAUCUGAACUGUGACCUCUACUUGCACAACGUGUAUCACCAAUCAAGUGGCCCCGAGUCGGUGUUGGCGUCGCAAGUCGUUCAAGCCCACUUCAAUCGCGGCAUGGACUGGGAGAAGCUUCUCUUUCGGUGGCUGGACAACCACUGCCUGCUGCUGCCCAUCCCCUCUGCGCCGAUUCAAGCAGAAGACCUCGCGGAACGUAUUUUGGCUGAUAGUAGAGACCACUUCUUUGUAUCAGGCCUAACACUUCGACCGCCUCAGCAAGCCUUCCAUGAGCUAUUUCGGGAAAAGGGAAAUGAAGAUGUCACGUUUUCUGUGGCUAAACCUGAUUUACUGGAAAUAUUCCGAACUGCCGACGGAAUGGUGGUAUGGAGAGUCGUAGAUGCCAAGUCGUCAGAGAAUGUGAAGGCUUCGCAUUACGUUCAGAUCUAUUUCUAUACCCUCUGCCUCACAUAUAUCCUCCCACAACCGCGAUUCAGACCCUCGGGAUCUACUGCAGUCUGGUUGCCCCCAUCGGAAUCCUCACAUAGCCAACCUUCUUUCACUGAUCUCAAGUCUAUCAAUCUCUCACUACUUGCCCCCUCAUUGCAUACAUUCCUUUUUGGUCGUCUUCCCCGUAUACUCGAGCAACCUAACGGGGAGCCCAAUUGGCAUUAUAACCCACUGUGUCGGAACUGCCCGUACGAAGAUGCCUGUCGAAGUAGAACACUCGUCCAAGGCGCCGUCGGAAGCAUCCCGAACCUUUCCCAUGCAGAUGCCAACUCAGUGCAGAACCUCCUCAAUGUUGUUCAGCCGGAUAGUGGAUUGUCUGACAUCGAGCAGUUACACGUUGUCUUCCAGAAUCAAACUCGAUGGAAACACCUUGAGAAAGCCUAUCCUACAACCUUCCGGAAAGCCACCAAAGCGCUGGGCGUUGCCAAACGCAAAGGAAAAACAGGCGUGACCAUGUCUACACCUUUGUUAGACUCGGCCAAGUCAGGGGAAAUACAAGUCAGUCCUUUCCGCCGCAGCUUUACCUGCCCUCGGUCGGAAGACAUCGCCAUCGUAGUAUCGUUGCUCAAGGACCCUUCCAUUCGUGCGGCUCCAAUCGCAUAUUUCUGCGUCUCUGUGUUCUCAAAUACAGCCUCGUACAAGCCUCCAAAGCCUGCGACUGGUAAAGUAGAUCAGAUGGUGCCCACUUUGGCUUCCAUAAUUCGAAGCAUUUUGUCGCAGACGUCUAUACUGUCCACCCAAUGUUAUGUCUUCUCAUCUGCAGAGCAUACCGCCCUUCAGUCCCACCUCGUUGAGGCCGCGCUAGCUUCGGACCAUUCCGACGCAGAUAUCCGAAUGUGUAUUGGAGCCCUUGCAUCUGGCGCUUCGCUGCUACAAACAACAUAUCAACCUCUGAUUUUGUCUGGUGUAUUUCUAUCCUUCUUGGACAGACCGCAUCAAGUAGCCACCGAUGCCGAAUUUCGACUUUACGCCGAAAGAUUGGGGUUGAACGUAUCUGGAUUUCCCGAAGAAAUUAGAUGCAUGGUCCGGGUUAAACUGGAAGCUCUCAAGGCCGAAGCGAAUACUCCUAGUCUCACUCCUGAGGACGAAAGUAGACGAACGUUAUUAGGACAAGUUCCGCGAGUCGUUACCGUCAAGUCGGAAGUUGAGAAAUUGUUGGCAUUGCCAAUGCCUGGGUAUUGGGAACUAGAAGAGUGUGCGAAGGUUUUAGUUUCCGAACCAUCGGUUCCUGAAUGCCCAACGGGUGAUGAAAUGUUAUCCAACUGCAUUACUGGUUCCGUCGAACAGCUCGAAAGUCAGCUGAAACUACGAAAUUGGUAUGUCUAUGCGACACUGAACAGCCUGCGUACCCGGGCGUCACAUGGCCGCCCAGACCUUCUAGUCAAUCCUGGACGACGGCUAUCGGCGAAUUGCAUGGAUAUCUGCAAGGACGAACAGUUGCGCAAGCUGUUCUUUAUGCAACAGUUCGAGGUCCUAACAAAGCUCGUCGAGCUGUGGAAAACACGGAUUGAAGGAUGUCCGGACGCGCCUGUGAUCGAGUUCCAAAACAUUGCUCAAGGCUCAAGAGGACUUGAAUAUUGUUUCAUCGUCACUGCUGGUGCCUUGGACAUGCCUAUCGAGAAAGAGAAAAGCUUCUAUGAGUACAUUAUCGUCGCCGACAACGAGGAUGAUGAAGACAUUCCGGUUGAAGCCCUUUUUGACGACCUUACCAUUGCUGGAUCUGUCAUUCCUCUCAACAACUUCACGAGGAAGCGAUGGGACUUUCAGCACCCUGCAGUGCGGGACAAUUUAGCACUAGUCGAUCUUCAGGACGUUUCAAUCCGAGGUAGAGGCCGGUCGAAGGUCACCGCUCUGACACUCAACCUCUGGACCGGCGGUACAUUUCAAGUUGAAGUCGGAAAGAAAUAUCGACUCUCUCCGCGACUAGUUGACUUCAACAUCACUAAAGUACUCGCUACACUGUUCGAAUUGGACGUUCGCGCUGGCGCCGGAGACGUUGAACAACCCGAUUCACCAUUUUGGCAGCUGAUCAAGAACCCCCGCCGGUUAAGGCAUGUGAACACCGUCACUGACGAUGUUAUACAGGCUUCUACAAGUAUCCAGCGACUGUUUCGCGAGAUCCAUGAUUUGGGCAACGAGUCUGCCGGCGCUCUGAUGUUGCAGGCGUCCCAAUUACAAGCGGCCAAGCGUAUUCUUUCCAACCAACUGUCGGUGGUGUGGGGACCUCCUGGUACUGGAAAGACACAUACGAUUGCCCUUUCUAUUCUACGACUUCUUGACGCGGAAACGAGAACGGGCAGAAUCAGAACACGCGUUGUAUUCGUGUCGGCUAUGACACACGCUGCCAUACAAGCCUGCUUGGAUAAGUUCCACUUCUUGACGACUUGUUACAAAGAGAUAUCGGACCUGGAUACGGCCUGGCUGGACGAAGUCAAAAUCGAGAAGGUUCUGAACGGAAAUAAACACCCUCCCCCGAAUCUUGCUCGUUUUCGAUAUAUCUAUGCUGGGACAGUCUAUCAGCUACACAAUUUCAGCAAAAGGAACUCCUUCGACGUUGAUGUUGUCGUUGUCGAUGAGGCAGGUCAACUGAGCUUGGCAUCUGUCGCCCUGGUGCUGGGGGCCCUCAAACCUGAUGGGAAAAUGAUAUUUGCUGGUGAUUCAGAGCAACUGGCGCCGAUCUUAACGGGCUCGUAUCCGAUAGCAAUGAAGCGUCUAUUUGGAUCAGUGCUGGACUAUUUGAUGCGCCCCCCAGCCCCCACAGCAUAUGAUGGAGAAGGGCCCAGUAGCCAGGGGUCGUUAGAGGGCUCGUCUCAAGGCUCCAUAGUACAAUUGACAGAAAACUUCCGCCUCAAUCCGGAUUUGGGCGAGUUCAUAUCUACUAUAUAUCGACGCUCAUUCAAGCCUCAGAAGGCGCAGGAGAGGGAACUCGGAAAAUUCUUCCAGACUAUUCGGCCGCAGUUGGGUCAGGAUAUCGGCAUACCGCUCGGCAUAGCAGAUGCAAUACGACAUUUCUUACUGGCUUUGUCAAAUGUUAUGCAGCGAAAACCACAAGAGCUUCUCCUCCCUCCCACAAUUGGGCAAGCGGACGACCCAAGUGUCCCCGCAUCGAGCAUGGAUCAUUUGUCGUCCAAGGCACUCGACGAACCUCAUCUACCAGUAUCGCUUGCGAUGAUACAGUUGGAGACCACCGCCAGCCGGCUGGAAUCUACAGGGUACGAAGGUCAUGUACGGGCAGAGGCGGCUGUCGCAGCAGCUCUCGUCGCGUCCAUUCAGAGUUGUAUGCCUGAGGCUUCCAUAUUCGUGGCAACCCCUUAUCGCGUCCAACGGCAAGCAGUGAGGAACAUUCUGAAGAAAACGCACUUCCCUCAUUCACCAUCCGGUUCGAAAAUGAAGGCCAAUGGUUCGGUUGACCAAUUAGUAGACGCAACGAGGAGGAUGAAGCUCAGCGAAACCCCGAUUUCGAUGAAGAAUGUCACGGUUGACACGAUAGAAAGGCUGCAGGGAGCCGAGGCUGCGUUCGUCAUAUGCUUGUUCUCGAUUCCGCCCUCUGCAGGGGUGGAUGUCUCAUUCCUUUUAGAACGACGGAGGCUCAAUGUGGCCAUAAGCCGAGCGAAGACCUUGUGCAUCUUGGUAACAUCUUCGGAGGUCCUCCGCCCUGCAAUACGGGUUCUGACGAACGAAGGGACUGCAAAGGGCUACGCAUUUCUCAAAGGCUUUGCCGAGCGGGCUUGGUCGACUGGCCUCUCGAUCAAUUUAGAUGCUUUCGAGACGGCUGGAAACCUUUAUUGA
Pleurotus ostreatus (oyster mushroom) is the source of this 4326-nucleotide messenger RNA. RefSeq lists its product as uncharacterized. Lineage: Eukaryota; Fungi; Basidiomycota; Agaricomycetes; Agaricales; Pleurotaceae. Gene Ontology annotation, molecular function: 5'-3' DNA helicase activity. Bases 1 to 4326 code for a protein of 1441 amino acids. The record is from RefSeq and is a predicted model, not a curated record. The transcript is spliced from 9 exons.